AUGAGCUCGUACUUUGCCAACUCGUACAUGCCUUCCGACAUGCGGAACGGCGGAGGUGGAGGAACCGGUGGUGGCCUCGUCGGUGGCGGCAGCGGCGGUGGCGGCGUGCUUGGAGGCGUCGGCGGAAUCGUCGGCGGUGGGGGUGGUGGCGGUGGUGGCUUGGUCAUGGACCACCACCACCACGGCCAGCAGCACUACGUGGACAACGCUCCGUGCGACCCGACCGCCCGGCAGGGCAUACCACCGCACCACUACGUCGGGCCCACCGUCGGCGGACAGCCGCCCCAGGGCAUGCCGUACCCGCGGUUCCCGCCCUAUGACCGGAUGGAAAUCCGGCAGGCGGCCGCUGCGGCCGGCUACUACAACAACCACCACCAGUCGUCCAUGGACGGCUACAGCAGGCCCGAAUCGCCCAUCGGCGGUGGCCUGGUCGGAGGUGGCGGCGGAGGUGGCGGUGGCAUGGGCCAAAUGACCAUGAACGGCCACACGCCUGUCGUGUACGCCACGUGCAAGCUCCAGGCCUCUGUGGCGAACGGUCUCGUCGAACCAGGCAGCCCCACCGACAUGGUCGACAUGACCAACCACCACCAGCAGCAGCAGCAGCAGCAGCAGAUGACGGCCGCCGGCCACCACCAUCACCAACAGCAGCAGCACCACCAUUCGGCGCCGCCGCCACAGUCGCACCACCAGCAGCAGCAGCAGGCAUACUUCAGCAACCUGAGUCCGCACCACCACCAGCAGCAGCAGCAACAGCAGCAGUCCGUCGUCCCGCCGGCGCCUGGACACCACCAGGUCGUGGUCAACCCGCACCAGCAGACGCCGCCGCUGCAGACUCCCACCGCUCAGAAUCAACAGUCGGUCAACAACAACUCGCUGCCUAGUCCACUGUACCCGUGGAUGCGAAGCCAAUUCGAGCGGAAACGCGGCCGGCAGACUUACACCAGGUACCAGACGCUGGAGCUGGAGAAGGAGUUCCACUUCAAUCGGUACCUGACCCGGAGGCGGCGGAUCGAGAUCGCGCACGCGCUGUGCCUGACCGAGAGGCAGAUAAAGAUAUGGUUCCAGAACAGGCGGAUGAAGUGGAAAAAAGAGAACAAGACCAAGGGCGGUGACGGCCAAGGCGGUGACGGUAGCGAUAUCACGCCGCAGACUUCGCCGCAGUAG
Messenger RNA from Macrosiphum euphorbiae (potato aphid), 1164 nucleotides. The record is from the annotation of a GenBank genome assembly. NCBI's taxonomy places the organism in Eukaryota, Metazoa, Arthropoda, Insecta, Hemiptera, Aphididae.